AUGAUUCAAAAUGCUAUUGCGAGUGCGGACGCUUUUCGUCGUGGUGUCCAGAGAAAGACAAAGGUCGAGCCUACCGCGGAGGAAUACAACAUUUUCGUCUCGUCAGCGUGGCGACUUUGCCAGAGUAGGCCAAAGGAGUGGCUCCGACAGGAGAACGAGUACUUGAGACGCAUUGACGGGGCCAGGAAGGCUGCCGCCGCGGACAGGGUUCAGAAAACAAGUGCGCUGGGUUCCAAGCAACGCCUCGCACCUGCCUCCCGCUCGCCUCAUGGUUCUCAGUCUUCUGUAAUCAAGCCACGUAUUCAUUCCCGCAGACCUAGGACUCCAAGGCCUUCGUCGAAUGCAAUUGAUGGCUUCGCCUCGCCCGAUGGUCGCUUCCCUACUCCUACCAGUCAGACUUCCGGAUCUGCUCCUACCCGUGCCAGAGCCGUGGCACCAAGGGAGGAUACUGACUUUGAGUCAAUCCCUGACAUGUCUCCUCCAAUCGAGACUUUGGAUCACCUGAAACCCCUUAAGGCAGACUGGAAAGGCACAGCACUCGAUCUAACAAACGACCCUCACCUGCACUUGCUUCACCCAUCCGAAGUUGGUCUCGCGUCAACUCUCCGUCUCUCGUGCGCUUCUUACCUUACAUCCAAGCGGAGGAUCUUCCAGGAUAAGGUUGAGAGAGCUAAACAGCACAAGGAAUUCCGUAAGACAGAUGCGCAGAAGGCCUGCCAUAUCGAUGUUAACAAGGCUUCAAAACUCUGGGCUGCAUAUGAGAAAGUUGGUUGGCUCGACCCGAAGCACAUUAUGAAGUACAUCCAUUAGAGGGUGCCGGUCACCAAGGGACAGAUGUUGGGGAAGGGAGAGAUACUGGGCUCAUGGCGGUUGAGAUGGAUUAUGGGAAUUUUCAUACGGGUUCUUAUGAUUUUACGAAUAUGGGCUUUUCAUCGUCUGUACAUGUUGGUGCCUGGAUAGUUUCAUGUUUUCUCUUACUUUUUUUUUCUCUUUUCCUGUUUUUUCCUUCUCUUCCUACAUAUUACAUGGUCCUUUUUCCUGUUUGGUUUCUUUCUGGUGUUAUUCUUGGGGUACAUUUUCAGGCUUCCUGGGUUUCUUGGUGGGCGGCCGGUUUGGUUUAUUCUGCGUUUCUCUUUGUUAAACGGUUUCGGGCAUCUAACUGGAUAAGCAACCGGAGUAUUGAGACGAUUUGUUUCUCUCUCUUUCUUAUUUUUUUAUUUCAUAUAUCCACUUCUUUAUCAUAACCUUUUGUACCCUUUCCCUUUGUUGUACUGCACUGCAAUAUCGGCGGCGUUCAAGUUUAUGUUAUUAACCCAGAGAGAUUCUGUGGAAGUUUUUUCUGUCUGUCUCUCUAGACUCCAUGUACCAAGUUAGUUAGCUCUCAUUCAGGCGCCUUUAUUUGAUGUAUUUCCGAGGGGGGUUUGCUCUAUGGAGUUUUGUCUUUCAUCCUCUUGUUCCGGUCCCCUCUCCCGUUCUCUGGCAUUCACGGAAUACAUGACCCGCAACUACUUUGAACUAAAUGCAUCUUAUAAUAAUACUAUGUUGAACUUUAAUCGCGUUGUGCAUUUGUUGAUUCUGGUGUAUCUACUGGGUUACAUGUUGCUGCACGAUACAGGACCACCGUAGCGAUGCGCCUAAAGAUAAUAAUAAUCGUACAUUGCUCGUA
Molecule: messenger RNA, 1666 nt
Organism: Tuber melanosporum (Perigord truffle)
Lineage: Eukaryota; Fungi; Ascomycota; Pezizomycetes; Pezizales; Tuberaceae
Exons: 1
Coding region: 1-810 (269 amino acids)
Biological process (GO): chromatin remodeling; regulation of transcription by RNA polymerase II
Cellular component (GO): nucleus; SAGA-type complex
Molecular function (GO): protein binding; transcription coactivator activity; chromatin binding
Source: RefSeq, a predicted model, not a curated record